Messenger RNA from Rana temporaria (common frog), 1223 nucleotides. It is a transcript of the gene MED4, whose product is annotated as mediator complex subunit 4. The record is from RefSeq and is a predicted model, not a curated record. Gene Ontology annotation, biological process: regulation of transcription by RNA polymerase II. The coding region runs from base 40 to 798 and encodes 252 amino acids. Lineage: Eukaryota; Metazoa; Chordata; Amphibia; Anura; Ranidae. The transcript is spliced from 7 exons. Gene Ontology annotation, molecular function: transcription coregulator activity. Gene Ontology annotation, cellular component: core mediator complex; mediator complex.
GCAACUCGUUGCUUCCCAUGUUGUGAUCACAGAGCAGUGAUGGCGGCCGCCGAGAAGAGCACGAAGGAGAAGCUGCUGUCAUUUCUGGAUGAUGUGGAGGUUCUGUCCAGAGAAUUGAUCGAACUUUUGGCACUUUCACGGAACCAGAAGCUAAAUCAGCCUGGGGAAGAAAAUCAAAUUUUGGAGCUUUUAAUACAGCAGGAUGGAGAGUUUCAGGAACUCAUGAAGGUGGCAUACAGUCAGGGCAAGAUUCAUCAAGAGAUGCAGCUUUUGGAGAAGGAAGUUGAGAAAAGAGACAGUGAUAUCCAGCAACUACAGAAACAGCUAAAAGAGGCAGAACACAUACUGGCUACAGCAGUAUACCAAGCAAAAGAAAAGCUGAAAUCUAUAGACAAAGCAAGAAAAGGUGCCAUCUCGUCUGAGGAACUGAUUAAAUAUGCCCAUCGGAUUAGUGCAAGCAAUGCAGUGUGUGCUCCACCAACAUGGGUUCCAGGGGAUCCACGUCGCCCUUACCCUACAGAUUUGGAGAUGCGGAGCGGAUUAUUGGGUCAGAUGAGUAACCUACCUACAAAUGGUGUUAAUGGGCAUUUGCCUGGGGAUGCGCUGGCAGCAGGGAGACUACCAGAUGUCUUGGCUCCCCAGUACCCAUGGCAAUCGAAUGACAUGUCAAUAAACAUGUUACCGCCAAAUCACAGCAAUGACUUCUUAAUGGAAUCUCUGGGGCCCAACAAAGAGAAUGAAGAUGAUGUUGAAGUGAUGUCUACAGACUCCUCCAGUAGCAGCAGUGAUUCAGACUAAGCUAUAUACAGAAUGCAAACGUUGCUUGUGUUGGGAAAUGCAUACAUCCUGGCUCUUCUAUUGACGGAAACUGAACUUUUUCCUUCUUGACCCACUUGCUCUGUUCAAUGAACUGGGAAAUUUUUGUAAUUUUCAUUAUGUUUUAGUGGAAUUUGUAAUUUUUGUAUACAUGAGGGGCUUUAUUUUGUCAUGUAUUUGUUUUUGUCCCAUUAUUUGCCAUUUUAUAUUUCCAUAAAUGGUCUUUGUUACCCACUAUAUUUCUGUAGCAAGAACACAUUGGCACCACUGUUAUUGUAUAUAAGUUCCUGUGCAUACCUGUGUGUAUGUAAUAUAGGUUUGUGUUUACACAUGGUGGUAUGCUUGUAUAUGCUAAAGUGUACAUACUGACAAUGUGACAUUUCUAAAUAUACAUUUUUGUAAUGUAA